CCUUGACUUGCAACCAACCGCGACCUGUUUGAGUCAUGCACGCUCCCGAUCUCAGCGGCGAUGAACUUGUUCGCCUGUACAACUCCCCGGUGCUCUCCGUCCAGCUGGUCUCUCGCCCCAAGCACGGCAUCGGCAACAUCCGACUUCCCAAGGAGGUCAUGCCGCCGCCCAGCACGUCUUCUGAGCCCGUCAUCAUCAACGCCCACGAGGCGGUGAUCGUCACAACACCAAUGGGAGAGUUCCUGAUUGAGAAGGGCAGCGGCUACGGAUCAGGAGGGGGCAACACCAUUGUCAAGAAGGUCCAGCAUAUGAACAAGGCGCAGUGGACAUUUGGCGAGGUGAGGACCGACAUCGCGGCUGGAGUGACGGUGGGGCAGCUGGUGCACCAGGGAGGCACCGAGUACCGCUUGUUCAGCAACAACUGCCAAGAUGCAGCAGGACGGAUCAUGGAGCAUGCGACGGGGAGCAAGUGAAGGACGAUGCGGAGAAUGAGUGUGUAUGAUGGACGUGUAUGUGUUGCGUGUGUGCGAGACUCUCC
Messenger RNA from Vitrella brassicaformis, 538 nucleotides. NCBI's taxonomy places the organism in Eukaryota, Vitrellaceae. The record is from the annotation of a GenBank genome assembly.